ACAGGUGACAGGUGCACUACAGGGAGCCUUUAUCGCAUCAUCUCAUAGCAACAGCCCAAGCCGCUUAGCAACCGGACACACGGUGCUGGCGGACAUCCAACUUUUGACAGCAUCACCCAGCCCGCCCCCGAUUACCUCUUUUUACUUCCUUGUUUCUCAUGUUGUUUUGAGUUUUGUUUUAUUUUUCUCUCUCCCUUCCUCAUUCCCCUCCCCCCGCCCCCUCCCCUUUCUGUGUCGGUGAGGGUGUUGUUUCAAAACAAAAACAAAAUCGUUGUCUGGAAAGAAGGAAUGGCCGCGGGUCUCGCCGCUUGCCGCCUCCUCCUCGUCGUCGUCGUCGUCGCGCUGCUCUUUGGCUGCCCGGUGUCUUGCGACCACAAGAGAGACUUCUCCGAGUUACCUGCCCACCGAGUGGAGGUCUUCCAGCAGCUGGCGACCCUUAGGGGCGCCUCCCGGUACAAGCGAGAAGCCCCCCGUAGUGGCAGUGCCCAGCAAGAGGGAGGGGUGUCCCUCUGUGGGACUGGGGCCUCAGACCAGGCCAAGUUAAACAAAAACACCCACAAGUGCACAUUUGACGACGAUGAUGGUUCUACUGUAACGUUGGCUUGGGUCGGAGAUGGAACUGGGAUCAUUCUUGCUUUGACUACUUUCAACUUGCCAGUUGCUUGGUUGUUUUUUGGUGGAUCCUCACGACUGUACAGAAGCAAGGAUUAUGGGAAAACAUUUACUGACGUUUCGAGUCUUGUCAACAACUAUUAUAUACGAAAGGAAUUUGGAAUUAAUGUAGGACCAGAGCAUUCCAAGAAGGUAAUUCUGACUGCUGAACCAAAAUACUUCAGACAUGGAAAUAAAGGUGGCAUAAUAAUUCGAUCGUCUGAUUCAGGUGAAACAUUUGAUUCUGUCCAAUUGCCCUUCCACCCUGGCCAGCCAAUGCACUAUCAUUCCUCCAAUUCAGAUCUUCUGCUGGCCCACAGUACUAAUCAUACACUGUUUCUUUCUCAGAACUUUGGUAUAAGUUGGUCAACGAUUCAUAAAUUUGUCUAUGCAUUCUCAUGGGGACCUGGAAAUACCAUAUUCUUCACGACUCAUCCUAAUGGCAUUUAUGAUAAAAACGAAAGAGGGGUACUGGAACUGAAGAAGACAACAGAUUUUGGAAAAACAUCUAGAACACUUCUCACGAAGGUUUACUCCUUUGGUUUUGCUGGCCGCUUCCUCUUUGCCUCCAUUAUCAGUAACCAGUCGCUGCCCAGAUCUGUUUAUGUAUCUGCUGAUCAGGGUGAAUCUUGGAAUAAAGCUCAGCUACCUCCUGUUAGCCAUGAUCAGUUUUACUCUAUACUUGCUGCAGACAGUGAAAUGAUCUUCAUGCAUGUGGAUGAACCUGGCAAUACUGGAUUUGGUACAAUCUACACUUCUGAUGAUCGAGGAAUUCUAUUCUCCAAGUCGCUGGAGCGUCACUUGUUUUCUGACACAAGUGGCACAACUGAUUUUACAAAUGUUACGUCACUACGUGGAGUCUACAUCACCAAUGUGCUGGAUGAAGAUAACAAUAUUCGAUCAGUGAUUACAUUUGACAGUGGAGGCGAGUGGAAACCUUUGAAAAAGCCGGACAAUAGUCAUUGUGACACAACCAAGGAUUCAAAGAUGUGUAACCUUCACAUCCACGCUGCAUACAGCAUCUCUCAGGACCUGAAGGUCCCCCUACUCCCACUCAGUGCCGCAAAUGCAGUUGGAUUGAUUUUAGCCCAUGGUAGUGUAGGAGAUGCCAUUUCUACAAUGAUCCCAGACGUUUAUGUAUCUGAUGAUGGAGGGUAUACAUGGUCAAAAGCAUUGACUGGCCCACACUUUUAUGCCAUUCUCGACUCAGGCGGCUUAAUUGUAGCAGUGGAAUCCAAUCCAGACAAGGCCAUACACACCGUAAAGUACUCAACUGAUGAAGGACAAUGCUGGAAAAAUUAUACCUUCACAAAUGAUUCAUUUAUAUUUGUGGGGCUUGUGUCAGAACCAGGAACCAAGUCAAUGAAUAUCAGUCUCUGGGGAUACAGACAGGAAAGCAUUUAUUCAACAACUUGGCUGUCAAUAACCAUCGAUUUUGAGGAGCUCCUAACGAGAGACUGCCAGGAAAAGGAUUAUGUCAAGUGGUUAGCUCAUUCCACAGACGCUGGUGAGAAAAAUGAUGGCUGCAUUUUGGGAUAUCGAGAAACAUACCAGAGGCUUGCAAAGGCCUCCGUUUGCAGAAAUGGAAGGGACUAUAUUGUGAACAAAGAACAAAGUCUAUGCCCGUGCACAAAGGGUGACUACAUGUGUGAUUUUGGUUACUACCGUGAAGGAGAUAGUGAUGAAUGUGUAGAGCAGCCUGACUUGGCUGAUCAUGUGCUGGAAUUCUGCUUACAAGGAAAAGAAGAGCUGCUGAAAACACAAGGGUAUCGAAAAGUUCCCGGUGAUAAAUGUGAAGGUGGUUUCAUGCCCAAUCGAUCAGAACAAAUCACAAACGUGAGAUGUGAGAAGGUUUUGUCACUGAAAGAUCCUCAGUUACCCAAGAUUACUGUUGUCAUCAUUGUAGUAAGUGCGUUGGCAGCAGCAGUGCUGAUGAUGAUCGGCGUUGUUCUUAUUUUUAAGAAAUAUGUGUGUGGAGGAAGAACCUUGGUCUAUCGUUAUUCAGUCCUGAAAACCAAUACUGAUGAGGCCUGCAUUGCUGAUCAUCUGGACAGCAGCAGAACAAGCACUGAAAGAGUUUAUCAUGAUGAUUCUGAUGUUGAUCUACUGGAGUAAGCCUGUACUUGGCCAAGCUGAAAAUGCAAAUUAUUAUUUGCCAACUUAACUCUGCAAAAUGGACUUUGAGUCAUCAAGUUAUAAAUGUGUAAAGAUAUGGUGUCUGCUCCUCCUGGCAGUUUGUCUUUCCUGCUGGACAGUUUCCUUUGCCACCUGUUGCUGUUUGCAAAUUUAUAGCAAGUCUCCUUUUUGCGACUUCUAAUAAAAACAAAAUGGUGAACCUGUAA
This is a messenger RNA of Chiloscyllium plagiosum (whitespotted bambooshark), 2993 nucleotides long. Its product is annotated as sortilin-like. NCBI's taxonomy places the organism in Eukaryota, Metazoa, Chordata, Chondrichthyes, Orectolobiformes, Hemiscylliidae. Gene Ontology annotation, cellular component: Golgi apparatus; membrane. The record is from RefSeq and is a predicted model, not a curated record. Gene Ontology annotation, molecular function: protein binding. Gene Ontology annotation, biological process: vesicle organization; Golgi to endosome transport; endocytosis.